AUGGAUAAACAAACUGGAAUAACAGCUCGCUUGGACCUUGAUACACAGCAGCUAGCUUCUCAGUAUGAUGUCCUGAGUGACUUCCAAUAUGAACUAGGCGUAUUUCUUAUAAGGAUGUUGGAUAUUUCACCUUCAGAACGAGUUCUCGAUAUUGGGGCUGGGACUGGUCGUCUCACAUCUCAUGUCGCAGAUUUUGUCGGCGAGGAAGGAUGGGCCAUUGGCAUUGAUCCGCUCAAAGAUCGUAUCGACGUCGCUCGCAAAAAAAUACAGCCAAACCUAUCGUUUUUUGUUGGUGACGCUCACGACCUGUCCCGAUUUGAUUCCGGUACCCUCGAUGUUGUUUUCAUGAACUGCGUUUUUCACUGGCUACGAGAUGAGACACAAGUUCUCAGUGAAUGUGCCCGUGUUUUAAAGCCAGGAGGUCGCCUCGGAAUAUCAGCCAUGUCCAGAAAUCACCCUUUCCGCCCUUACGAAAUCAAGAAAUUUGUCCUAUCAACAGAUCGUUAUCGAGAUUACUCGGAGAGUGCAAAUCGCGUAAUCAAAUAUUUCACUGAAAACGAGCUUGGUAAUCUUCUCGAUGAGUCCGGAUUUGCUCGCAGGACUAUUUCCCCACAUUCAGGGAUGGUAACAUGCCAGGACUCUCAAGGUCUACUGGACCUGCUGCGCGCAAGCUCAUUUGGAAACUUUCUUGGCCAUCUUCCCGAGGAAUUGCAAGUUACAGCUUCCUAUGAAAUCCAAGAGAAAUUGGACCGACUUCGUACGGGCGAAGGCAUGUCAUUUGAACUUGUGAGUUUGAUUGCACUGGCGAUUAAAGAUUGA
This is a messenger RNA of Penicillium vulpinum, 819 nucleotides long. RefSeq names its product class I SAM-dependent methyltransferase. The record is from RefSeq and is a predicted model, not a curated record. NCBI's taxonomy places the organism in Eukaryota, Fungi, Ascomycota, Eurotiomycetes, Eurotiales, Aspergillaceae. The transcript has a single exon. Bases 1 to 819 code for a protein of 272 amino acids.